Messenger RNA from Symbiodinium natans, 1329 nucleotides. Lineage: Eukaryota; Dinophyceae; Suessiales; Symbiodiniaceae. The record is from the annotation of a GenBank genome assembly.
AUGGCGCGCGACUGGGCCACUGCCCGAGCUCAUGCCGCACCCUAUGCUGCCUUCCACGCUUUGCACGGCUUCGUAACGGUCAGUGGAAGUGGCGCCGAUGAGGCACUGGUGCCUUAUCUUCCUAGAGGCUAUGACCUCUUGGACACUAUGCCAGACUGGACAUCGUAUCGACUGAGGCUGUCAUCGAUGCCAGUCUUCACGCACAAGGAUAUCACCCGAUCUUCAUCAGCGAGGCUGCUACUUCACGAGAACCUGAUGUACACCGUAGAACACAUAACCAGUGGCCCUGGAUCCAAAACGGUCUUCAGCGCCAGCGUCGUGGAGUUUGCGCUUCGCGCGGCCUUCGUUCUUUUUGUCGAGGAUUCCCGCAAGGUCAGGAAAGACAGGCAGACGCCACAGGAUGUGCCGAGGCAUGCAUUGGAGCGAGCAAACUCUGCCCGCGACCCUAUCCUCAUGCGAGAUGUGAAUGAUGCGAGUGAUCGGAGUGAUGAAGAAGCUCCAGGAGCCGCCAAGGAGCCUCAUUCGAAAGCCGCAAGCAUCGACAUGGCCAAGGAGCUCCAUCGGCACACCGGCAUGUUGUCGUCCUGGCCAGAAUAUGUUGCUUUUCAACGACUGGCUGCUCAGAUCAAAGCAGAAGGCCGAUCGGUCACCAGGUUGGACUUGGAAAGCUUCCAGUCGGAUGGCGACAACAAGAUGCAGGUGGAGUCUCAACAAGACGCCCACGCCGCAAUGACCGGAUACACAACAUCAGACAGUGAGGACGAAGACCACGAUCAGGGGAGCAGCGAGUUGCGGAAAGCCUGCCGAUCAAAGGUGUCUGCCAUGUUCUCGGAUUGGCCCUUCCACCGUGGACUGCCCCUGGAGGAUCUGCGGCGCGGCCUGGCCCUGGUGCGACAAGUUCCGCGACAAGAGCUACUGGUUUGGCUGGAUGUCUUCGAAGCGCAUCGUGUGGCGGAGCUCCUUCGGGCAGACCAAAUCCUGCGACGCGUUGCCAUCAUCAAGGAGGCAAGUGUGGAGGCGAAGCUUGUCGUCUCGGAUCGGACCAUUGGGUUCGGUACACAGACACGCAAAUGGGUCGCCACACUGCAGCAGGAGGAGACGAAGCUUCAUGUGGCUUUGAAGUGGGCCCGGUUUCUCUUCUGGUAUACCUGUGGGCAGUUCAUGGUCUUCAAGGUCGCCCACCUGAAAUGCAUCAGGGAGAAGCGGCAAAGAAUUGUGAGAAUCAAGAGUGUCAGAGAGGCAGCGGUUCCUCCGGCUCCUGUUCCUGCACUCGAAUCCAUCCGUGCCUUCACCGUUCAUGCCUCCACCCUCGUGGCUCGUGGUAUCUGA